AUGGAGCCGAGCCCGACAAGGAGGACAAGCGUAGCCGAAGCCUUGGGGGGACGAAUCCUCGGCGCCAACGAGGUCCUCCGGAGGAAGGUCGGCCUCCCCGCGCAGCGCUUCCUCCCGCCGGGCCGGCCGCGAGCGACCCACGAGGGGGCCAUGCUGGACCAAGCGCCGCCGAGCGAUGGAGACGCAGUGCAUCUUACGUCGACCUUGGGCGCGCUCUUCUUCCUCAAGGACAAGCCGAUGGCGAUGGACGACCUGACGUUCGACUGGAGCCCGUUCACCAACUCGUUCGAGCUCCUCGCUCGACCUGCAUGA
This is a messenger RNA of Saprolegnia diclina VS20, 312 nucleotides long. RefSeq lists its product as hypothetical. The transcript has a single exon. NCBI's taxonomy places the organism in Eukaryota, Oomycota, Saprolegniomycetes, Saprolegniales, Saprolegniaceae. The record is from RefSeq and is a predicted model, not a curated record. The coding region runs from base 1 to 312 and encodes 103 amino acids.